AUGGCAGAAUUGGCUCCCCAUACUAGGGUGUGGUCACUGAACUUUUAUGCUCAUUUUCUUUCAGAGAUGCUCUUGCCCAUUCUGAAGCACGAGGAGCAGCAUUGUGCUGAAUCCAAAGUGACUCCGUUUUAUUAUGAGCUUUGUGCAGCCACAUAUCCAGCUGUGAAACUACAAGACGAAACCCUCACUUAUCUAAAUCAAGGUCAGUCCUAUGAAAUCCGUAUGCUUAACAGAAAACUAGCCGAGUGUAAAGGUAUACGCUGCAAAUAUAUUAAGAGUAUUGUGCGUGUGGUGUUUCAUGACCGACGACUUCAGUACACAGAGCACCAACAGCUGGAGGGAUGGAGAUGGAACCGACCAGGAGACAGAAUCUUGGAUUUAGAUGUCCCUCUGUCAGUUGGGAUCGUGGAUCCUCAAGCACAUCCAUUGCAGCUUAAUACCAUACAGUUCCUCUGGGAUCCUCUGUCAGUAACUUCUCUGUCUCUUCAUAUGCAGGUUAACUGCAUUAGCACCGAAUUUACUCCUAGAAAACAUGGUGGAGAGAAGGGAGUCCCCUUUCGCAUUCAGAUAGACACCUUUGCAGCCAGCGAGCAGGGGGAAUAUGUUAAAUAUAUGCACUCUGCCAGCUGCCAGGUCAAAGUAUUUAAGCCAAAAGGUGCAGAUCGCAGACUCAAGAAUGACCAAGAGAAAAUUGAGAAAAAAAGUCUGCAAGAUGGAGAGAAAUAUCAACCCUCCUAUAAAACUACUGUGCUUACUGAGUGCUUCCCUUGGCCUGAAGCCCCAUCUAUCAACAUUACAAGAAACACUCCAUCUCCUGUUUAUCCCAGCAGUCCUGCUUCAUACAGCUUUCAAGAGGGGUGUGUGUUGGAGGACAUGGAUGAUGCUAUGCUCAUUACAGGGAUUCUUUUUAUUUUUGCCAUGUAUUUGCAUCGUAAUAGGUUCUCAUCUUUCUGCAGGAUUUUCUCUGGUUUCUUAGGUUCUGAUUUGCUAAAAAUGAGCAGAGACGACUUCAUUCAGAUCUGUGGGCCUGCUGAUGGAAUCUGUCUUUUUAAUACAAUCGAGGGGGUGCGUACAACCACGUCUCACUGUCUAUGUAUCUCAGCUGCAGAAUACUGUAGAUAUCAACCACAUGCCAAAGGAGGGGCUGAUGGGGUCUACCAUGCCCUCUACCUAGUGGACCUUACUGUGUUUGAGCUCACUGAGAAGAUAGCCAAUCAAUAUAAUGUGUCCUCACAGCAGAUUCAUCAUCUAUACAGACAAGGGCCGACGGGGAUUUACAUCUUGGUAUUUGUUCAGAUGGUGCAGAACUUCACAGAGGAGACCAGCUUUAUAAUCAGCACUUUAAAAGAUGAAAGUAAUGAUGGUUACCAUGUUGUACUGAAGUGACCAGCUACUAGAAAAUUAUGAAUCAUAAUAGCUAUUUAACACACUGUGUGAUUUUAAGUUGUAUAUGACCUGCAAGAAUGUGAUGUGAAUAAACAGAGAAGAGCUUUGUAUAACUAUACACUUCAGGGUUUUUUUAAAGAGAAAAUGUUGUCAAAGUUGGUAUAUAAAAUGUUUAAUUAAUUAUAAUAUUAAUUAUUGUUGCACUUUUUUAUGUUUUGUCAUUUAGAAGACAUUUUGAUAAAUGAUGAUGAGCACACAGUUGACGGGAUCCAUUGACUUUUAUAGUAUUUGUUUAUCAUAUGGAAGUUAGUGUUGAUUGUGUUCCUAUUAUCCUUUAUUUAAAUAUCUUCUUUUGUGUUGAACAGAAUAAAAAAACUCAAACAGUUUUUAAACGAUGCAAGUAAAUGAUGACAGAGUUUAAUUUUGGGUGAACUUUCCCUUUAGUGAUUGCUGUGGACAUUUGUAUUAAAUCCUUAGCUUCUUUGUUUGUGAAGUUUGUGUUUUUCUGUUGUAACUUUUCUUUUUAUAAAAAUAUUUUUUCAAAUAGAUAUUUGUAUACUACUAACAUCCAAGCAAGCUGUUUGUUUGGUGACUUUUUCUUCAUAAAAUACAUAAAAACA
This is a messenger RNA of Paramisgurnus dabryanus, 2006 nucleotides long. RefSeq names its product transcription factor CP2-like protein 1. Gene Ontology annotation, cellular component: nucleus. Gene Ontology annotation, molecular function: DNA-binding transcription activator activity, RNA polymerase II-specific; RNA polymerase II cis-regulatory region sequence-specific DNA binding. The record is from RefSeq and is a predicted model, not a curated record. Gene Ontology annotation, biological process: regulation of transcription by RNA polymerase II. Lineage: Eukaryota; Metazoa; Chordata; Actinopteri; Cypriniformes; Cobitidae.